AUGGGCCAGAAGCUCUCGGGGAGCCUCAAGUCGGUGGAGGUGCGGGAGCCGGCCCUGCGGCCGGCCAAGCGCGAGCUGCGGGGAGAGGAGCCGGGGCGGCCGGCGCGACUGGAUCAGCUGCUGGACAUGCCGGCGGCGGGGCUGGCAGUGCAGCUGAGGCACGCGUGGAACCCCGAGGACCGCUCGCUCAACGUCUUCGUCAAGGAUGACGACCGGCUCACCUUCCACCGGCACCCGGUGGCGCAGAGCACAGAUGGCAUCCGCGGGAAGGUGGGCCACGCGCGUGGCCUGCACGCCUGGCAGAUCCACUGGCCUGCGAGGCAGCGGGGCACGCACGCGGUGGUGGGCGUGGCCACGGCGCGGGCCCCCCUGCACUCAGUGGGCUAUACCGCGCUGGUGGGCAGCGACGCCGAGUCCUGGGGCUGGGACCUGGGCCGCAGCCGCCUCUACCACGACGGCAAGAACCGGCCCGGCGUGGCCUACCCCGCGUUCCUGGGGCCUGAGGAGGCCUUUGCGCUGCCCGACUCACUGCUCGUGGUGCUGGACAUGGACGAGGGCACACUCAGCUUCGUCGUGGACGGCCAGUACCUGGGCGUGGCCUUCCGUGGCCUCAAGGGCAAGAAGCUCUACCCGGUAGUGAGUGCCGUGUGGGGCCACUGCGAAGUCACCAUGCGCUACAUCAAUGGCCUUGACCCCGAGCCCCUGCCGCUGAUGGACCUGUGUCGGAGAUGCAUCCGCCUGGCCCUAGGCCGCCAGCGCCUGCAGGACAUCAGCUCCCUGCCCCUGCCUCAGUCUCUCAAGAACUAUCUGCAGUACCAGUGA
Messenger RNA from Rangifer tarandus platyrhynchus (Svalbard reindeer), 822 nucleotides. NCBI's taxonomy places the organism in Eukaryota, Metazoa, Chordata, Mammalia, Artiodactyla, Cervidae. The record is from the annotation of a GenBank genome assembly.